Molecule: messenger RNA, 3156 nt
Organism: Scatophagus argus
Lineage: Eukaryota; Metazoa; Chordata; Actinopteri; Scatophagidae
Gene: sarm1
Product: sterile alpha and TIR motif containing 1
Exons: 8
Coding region: 807-2948 (713 amino acids)
Biological process (GO): response to axon injury; signal transduction; negative regulation of MyD88-independent toll-like receptor signaling pathway
Cellular component (GO): dendrite
Molecular function (GO): NAD+ nucleosidase activity; signaling adaptor activity; protein binding
Source: RefSeq, a predicted model, not a curated record
UACAACAUAUUUUAAGAAACAGUGACGGUGUGAUGCGUUUCUCCUGUUCCUCCAGCAGGGGGCCUCUAAUGUUUAUGGGCACGAUGAGCUCUGACCGGCUGUGAUGUAGCGAGGAGAGGGGGGGCGCUUCUUUUCCCGAUCAUCCCCGGCAGCAUCAGGAGCCGGUGGGCGGUGCAGACCCCUGAAGAUAUGGGCAGCCCUGCGGAUGCUGAGCGAAGGAUGCUAUAGGCCCGGUGGACUAGCAGUGGGGAGAGGGGAGGUCAUAGUUCUUACUUCUUUUUUUAUUAUUUCUUUAUAAGACUCGAGCCGCUCGGGUGCAUCAGAAUAACCGAACAGGAAGAAGAAGAACAGAUCUCCUUUGUCUCCGAGGAAACAAAUAACAUGAAUCUAUUUUCCUUUGAGUAAAACAAAUAGAGUUUGUUCUUUCACUCUGACGUCCUGUGAGCUGAGAUUAUUAUUUUUUUCCCUCUUGAAGAGCUCUUCCUACAAACAGAUCCUGUGAGGGCAUUAAGUCAUCUGCUGGUCGCUGGGAUAAAGGAGACAAAGCGGCAGCUGCUGAGGCAGGACUAUGCGCAGGCAAACCGCGACCUGCUCAGAAUCUGCUUAUGAGUGUUUAUACGGACAUGCUGCCGGGGAGGACAUCGUGAGACAGAGAGGUGAUGCAAUUUAGUGAAAGCUGUCACUAAUGAUUUACAGCUGAGGCCUGGCUUCUGUGUGGCAGAGUUUAAUCACCGAGAGGCAUCAGAGGCCUUUGUAAACAAACACAUCUGAGCAAUCCAGAGAUACCGCUGCGUUUCUGCCGGUAGAUGCUCUUGUCUCUGACGCUCUUCCUGUGGAGGCUCUACCGACAUUUCUCCAUCAUGUUCAGCUCAGACAGACUCACAGUUCCGGAUUAUGUCAGCCGGCUGCAGAGAGGCAGGAGCGGCUCCUGCAACGACCCCAGACCAGUCUCCCCGGGCAUCAGUGCCGACGUCCAGGCGGUUUUGGACACGUCACUGCCCGCCCUGCGCUGCGCCAUCAGGAGGCUGAAGACUGGUAAAGAAACCAACGAUUCAGACGAGAUCCGCAGGGCCAUCGCGGAGAUCUUUCAGCUGGUGGAGGAGGCCUGGGUUUUGCCCGCUGUAGGCCGUCAGGUGGCCGAAGAGAUCUGCAACAGGAUCAGACUGGAAGGAGGCCUGGAGCUGCUGCUACAGCUUCAACAGACACCUGCCGUGGAAAUCACCUAUGAGUCUGCAAAGCUGCUGGAGCAGAUACUGAUCUCAGACAACAGAGAUUAUUUAGCACGAAUGGGUCUGGGGGUCAUCCUCAACCUCACUCGACGGCAGGAAGACGCACAGCUGGCUCGCAGUGUCUCGGGCAUUCUGGAGCACAUGUUCAAACACACGGAGGAGACGUCCAUCCACCUCAUCGAUAACGGUGCCCUGGACGCCCUCCUCUACUGGUGCCGGGGCACAGACCCCACUGUGCUGCGCCACUGUGCCGUGGCACUGGCAAACUGUGCCAUGUACGGAGGCCACCGCUGUCAGCGAUGGAUGAUUGAGAAGCAGGCGGCUGAGUGGCUUUUCCCACUGGCUUUUUCCAAAGAGGAUGAACUCAUUCGCUUCCACGCCUGUCUGGCUGUGACUGUGUUAGCCACAAACCGAGAAAUUGAGAAGGAGGUGGUGAAAUCUGGAACCUUGGAGCUGGUUGAGCCGUUCAUUGCCUCUUUGGACCCAGAUGACUUUGCCCGCAGCUUAUUGGACAGUGCAGAUUGCAUGCAGGGUAAGACGGCAUCUGAUCUGCAACAUCUUUUGCCCUUAAUGGAUGGCACAAGAGUGGAGGGGAAGUGCAUUGCAGCCUUUUACCUUUGUGUGGAGACCAGCAUCAAGUCUCGUCAGCGAAAUACCAAGAUAUUUCAAGAGAUCGGAGCGGUACAGAGCCUGAAAAGAAUUGUCAUGUACUCCAGUAAUGGCACAGCCUCUUCCCUUGCCAAGCGAGCUCUGAAUAUGAUGGGGGAGGAAGUGCCAAAACGUAUCCUGUCAAGUGUACCCAACUGGAAAACCUGUGAAGUGCAGACCUGGCUGCAGCAGAUUGGCUUUAAUGCCUUUUGUGAACGUUUUCAGGAGCUCCAGGUGGAUGGGGACCUCUUGCUAAACAUCACAGACCAGGAUCUGAGCAAUGAUCUGGGCAUGACUGCAGGCCUCACUCGCAAGAGGUUUUUGAGAGACCUGCGCGUAUUGAAGACUUAUGCCAACUACUCAACAUGUGACCCGAACAAUAUGGCCGACUGGUUAGCUGAGGUGGACCCUCGUUUCCGUCAGUACACAUACGGCUUGGUCCAGUCGGGAGUGGAUCGCAACGUUGUCCAGAAUGUGACCGAUCAGCAGCUGGAGCAGGACUGCCUGAUACACAACGGAGUCCACAGAGCCAAGAUACUGUCUUUUAGCCGCAGACCCUUAAAACCAUGCCACACGGACGCCCAGCCUGCCGGUCCUGACGUGUUCAUCAGCUAUCGUCGGACUACCGGCUCCCAGCUGGCCAGCCUUCUGAAGGUGCACCUGCAGGUUCGAGGAUACAGCGUCUUCAUAGAUGUGGAGAAGCUGGAGGCUGGUAAAUUUCAGGACAAACUGAUUCAGAGUGUACAGAGGGCACGCAACUUCAUCCUGGUCCUGUCCGCAAAUGCGCUCGACAAGUGCAUGGGUGACACAGACAUGAAGGACUGGGUGCAUAAGGAGAUAGUCACAGCCCUGGCUGGCAAGAAGAACAUAGUUCCUGUCACCGACAAUUUUAUGUGGCCCGACCCCAUGUCUCUGCCGGAGGACAUGAGAACAAUUCUCAACUUCAACGGCAUCAAAUGGUCUCAUGAAUAUCAGGAGGCCACGAUUGAGAAGAUCUUACGCUUUCUGAAAGGACCUCAAGACCAAAUGGACAGUCCAGGCGCCUCCAAAGGGCAGAAAAAGAAAGAAUGAGAUGAGAAAUGACACCAACGGAUCUCAGCUAUAAUAGCUUCCAGUAAUGCCAAACUCUACAUAGUCUACAGCAAACUGACAGGCUUCCCCCCCUCCGGAUCUGCCCAAAAUCAUGUGAAUUUGUGUUAAGAUUUCAUGCUCACAGAAACAAUUAAUCUAUCUAAUGUAUUGCAAAUAUAACAUUGUAUAUAAUAAACUGUAAGCCUUU